Octodon degus (degu) is the source of this 2377-nucleotide messenger RNA. RefSeq names its product serpin B9-like. NCBI's taxonomy places the organism in Eukaryota, Metazoa, Chordata, Mammalia, Rodentia, Octodontidae. The record is from RefSeq and is a predicted model, not a curated record. Bases 405 to 1529 code for a protein of 374 amino acids. Gene Ontology annotation, biological process: negative regulation of endopeptidase activity. Gene Ontology annotation, cellular component: cytoplasm. The transcript has 8 exons. Gene Ontology annotation, molecular function: serine-type endopeptidase inhibitor activity.
CACAGAAAGGUUUGGCUUCCUCUGCUACAAUGAGGACCUUAACACCUCCUCUGCCCGGUGGAGAUCCUUGUGGUCCAGCUGGGCUAGCCCCUGGACAGGAGGCAGGGACAGGAGCAGAGAACAGCCCCAUGCCUACAGCCAGAAAUGCCCAACACACAAGGGCUACAAAGACCCUGAAUCAGCCCAUCACAUCACAGCUGUCUGAGGUCCUGUGAUCCAUGAAUUGUCAUCCAGGCUCCAGUGGGGCUGCAGGUGAAAGGAAGUCACAUGCCUCCUUCUCUUGAGCCGCCUCUUCUGUGGAACUCAGUCCUAGUCCCCAACACUUGCAGGCUGGUUCCCAGUGCUUGAGGAGACUGUGGAGCAGGAGGAGGUGCCACUUUGCCUGGAAGAAGGAAGACUGCAUCAUGAACCCACUGUCGGAAGCCAAUGGCACCUUUGCCAUCCGCCUUUUAAAGCUUCUGGGUCAGGAGGACCCAGCACGCAAUGUCUUCUUCUCUCCCGUGAGCAUCUCCUCGGCCUUGGGCAUGGUCCUGCUGGGGGCCAAGGGCAGCACGGCUGCCCAGAUAGCUGAGGUGCUGGCCUUAAAUGCUCAGAGAGACAUUCACCUUGGCUUCCAGUCACUUCUCACACAAGUGCGCAGGCCUGGUGCUCCGUUCUCCCUCAGCAUAGCCAACAGACUCUUUGGAGAAGAGAGCUGCCAGUUCCUCUCACCAUUUCAGCAGUCCUGUCAGAAUUACUACGAAGCCGAGUUGGAACAGCUGCCCUUCAUCAAAGCUCCAGAGAGGUCCAGGAAGCACAUCAAUGCUUGGGUGUCCACCAAGACAGCAGGCAAAAUUGAAGAGCUGUUGGCCCAGAAUUCAAUUGAUGAGUUCUGCAGGCUGCUUCUCAUUAAUGCUGUCUACUUCAAAGGAACGUGGAAAGAAACAUUUCUGAAGCAGAGCACAAGGACGGUGCCUUUUAAAAUGAACAAGGAGCAGAGGCCAGUGCAGAUGAUGUUCCAGAAAGACACAUUUCCUUGGGCCCACGUGAGCGAGGUCCCGGCCCAGGUGCUGGAGCUGCCCUACCAGGGCCAAGAGCUGAGCAUGGUCCUGGUGCUCCCGGAUGAAGGUGUGGACCUCAGCACGGUGGAAAAGACCCUGACUCUUGAGAAGUUCCAGACCUGGACCAGCCCGGAGCACAUGAAGAGAACUGAUGUGCAAGUUUCUCUUCCGAGAUUUAAGCUGCAAGAGGAUUAUGACAUGGUCUCUGUGCUGCAGGGUCUGGGAGUGGUGGAUGUCUUUGAUCCACACAAGGCAGACCUGUCUGGGAUGUUGGCUGACAGAAACCUGUGUGUGUCCAUGUUUGUGCACAAGAGUGUGGUGGAGGUCAACGAAGAAGGCACUGAGGCUGCUGCAGCAUCAGCUUGUAAGAUAGGAUAUUGUUGUGCAAGAUAUUGGAAGGUGUUCUGUGCUGACCACCCCUUCCUGUUCUUCAUCAGGCACAAUAAGACCAACAGCCUGCUGUUCUGUGGCAGGUUCUCCUCUCCAUGAGAGGUCCAUUCCCUGUGUAUGCAAGCAUUUCCUUCUCUGGCCCCAAAUCCUGUAAAAUACUUACCAUUUAGUUCAUUAGAAAAGCACGUGCAGCCAGAGGCCAGCUUGGCACACACCCGCACCAUCUGUCAGCACAGGGGCACCUUGGAUGUGCUCUGCUCUCUCCACUGCCAUGCCUUUGUGCCACUUGACCAAGAAAAACGGACAGCAGAGUUUCCGUUUGAGUGCACCAUUCGGAACAUAUCGCAGGGUGGGGCCCGAAAGGUGUGCUUGAUGGUCAUGAACAUCUCUUACUCUUUUGCCCGUGCUCCUUAUUGUAGUACCGCUCUGCUUCCAACACCUACACUCCUGUCACAAGCUUGAUUUAUAUGACCUUCUAAAGAGUGAGCCAUGGUGCUCAACAUUAUAAUUCCUCUAAAAGUUUUCCUGAGGCUUGGCUUGGAGUUUUAAAGAUGUGAACAUUUUAAUUUUAUUUUUAUUUGGCAUUUGCUGCUCAGCUGUCUAUGCCGAGUCCGGCGUUAGACUCAGGUCCAGAGUGGGGCUUCUUCAGCAGCUGCUCUUAUUGUCUUGCCCAACUCAUACCUUUUGUGACAACCAGGUUAUCCUAUUUAAGGCCUUCAGUCUUGCAGAGAUGACAAGUUUCUUCAGAGGACUUGAUUUCUGGAUCUCCAAAUCUAGCUCUUAAAUUCCAUUCAGCACUUUUAAUUCAUUUCCGAUGUCAGCUUCUUCAAGAAAAGUUGCUUUUUCUCCAGCAACUAAUGAGCAGUGAGGAUAAAUCUAAAAAGAGACAUCAAUCCUUGGGAUUCCUCAAUCCAGAAAAUUGAACGUUGUUUCCAUUCUCUGUCCAC